Messenger RNA from Colletotrichum fioriniae, 4905 nucleotides. RefSeq lists its product as uncharacterized. Gene Ontology annotation, cellular component: cytosol; RQC complex. Gene Ontology annotation, molecular function: ubiquitin protein ligase activity; ribosomal large subunit binding. NCBI's taxonomy places the organism in Eukaryota, Fungi, Ascomycota, Sordariomycetes, Glomerellales, Glomerellaceae. Gene Ontology annotation, biological process: ribosome-associated ubiquitin-dependent protein catabolic process; rescue of stalled cytosolic ribosome. The record is from RefSeq and is a predicted model, not a curated record.
AUGUCGCGUGCUUUUGGUAAAAGCGGCCGAUCAUCUGGCGUCGCGAGGGGCUUCGGCAGUCCAGCGCCUGCUGGCUUCGGUGGCUUCUCCUCCGCCGGCGGUAGUGGUCUAUCUUACCUCUCCGAGCCUCCUAACUUGGCCUCCAUAUCCGAUGCCAACGUUGUGGUUGCAUUUAAGAACGCACUGAAGAAAGAUGCCACAACAAAAGCAAAGGCACUCGAGGACCUCCUCGCCUACGUACAGGCUCACCCGUUCGAAGUAGAAGGAGGUGUAGAAGAGUCUAUCUUGGAAGCAUGGGUUCAAAUAUACCCUCGCAUCUCGAUAGACAACUCUCGCCGCGUCCGCGAACUCUCCCACACCCUACAGUUCGAGCUGAUGAAGUCGGCACGGAAGCGCAUGGAAAAGCGCGUGCCCAAGAUUGUCGGGACCUGGCUCGCUGGCUUAUACGACAAGGAUAGAGUCGUGUCGAGGGCAGCAAACGAUGGCCUGUCUUCCUUCCUCAGCAGCCCAGAAAAGGUUGCGAUGUUCUGGAACAAGUGUCAGUCACAGAUCUUGACUUAUGCGACCGACGCUAUACAAGAGACCAAGGACACCCUUAGCGACGAACGAUCCACGACAGCCGACGAUGCCGAAGCUAAAUACCUCCGAGUUAUAGGGGCAAGUCUCUCCCUUGUACUUGGUCUCCUGCAAAAGCUCGACGCAACCGAUAUUCAAAGGGAAGAGGAGGCUUACGAUACCUUCUUCGAUGAGGAGAAGGUCUGGAAAAGCGUAGUCACGGGCGACAGUUCGGUCAAGAAGACGGCGUGCCAGCUCUUGUGGGCCUGUCUCGAUAAGAGAUUCGACUCCGUAUCCUCACAAAUUUCUCGCCUGAAGAAGACAUUCGUCGCCGAGGGACUAAAGAGCAGUCAAGUAGGAUCGGCUGUCGAGUACGUCAGAGUCCUCACAAAGUUGACGGCUAAGUUCCCCGAGAUUUGGACGAGCUCGAGCGAGAAGAAGACCCCAAUGACAAGGCUGAACGGAUUCUUGGAGAAGGGUUCCCAGAGCAGCUCUGUCAAGUACUGGGAGCACCUUGAACACCUGAUCAAGGCCAUUCCGACGGAACUCUUCACAGUCGAUGCUUCAGCUGACGCGCUCAAGUCAGUGAGGACAGGAAUUACAAGCAGAGAGGAACCGCGGAUGAACGCCACCGCGGCGUGGACCUGCUAUGCCAGAACUACCAAGCAUCUGUUGAAAACCUUUCCUUCUGACAGUGAGAGGGCAACACUUGUUCAAGAACACCUGUUCCCUCUGAUUGAGCACUUCCUCCUACCCACACCCGAAAACUCGUCAUGGGAGAUUGCUGGAAACGGACGACUUCCUGUGCUAGGAGAAGUAUACGAGGUCUCUGUCGGCUCAUCAUCCGAGGAAUUCAAGGCAACAUCUGACAAGCUGGGGCUGCUCUCGUCGGCGUUCUGUGGCAGAAUAUCCAACUCACUUCCAGAGGUCUCAAAGGACUAUGAAAAGUCCCAAGAGGCUAUUGCUUCCGAGGGUACCCGCUGGUUCACCCUCGUUGGCCAAGUUCAAAAGGCAAACCCCAAAGACAGUCUCUUUGUCGAGCCUUCAAGGGUCAUCAUCAAAUGCAGUGUGGACCUCCUGGCAACAAGGAAUCUUAAGCCAUAUGGAGCAGCUGCAGUGCUCUACAGCGUGAGUAAGAACGCUCCGCACGUGUGGAGAGAUGCGGAAGCUGCUCAAGCACUGGAGCAAUUCCUGUCGACCCAAGGCCGAGAUCGCAUGGAUGUCUUGAUGCUUUCACGGUCUGGUACCGAUCUGCUGAACUGCGCCAAUGCCCUGGGCACCCUCGAUGGACAAGAAGCAAUAUACGCCAAUAUCUGGAAUACCUGGAUCGAGGCUUUGUUGAGCCUGUCCGAUGACUCGCAGGCCAUUAGGGGCAUCGAGCGUCUCAUUGCGAACAAAAAAGCGUCAGAUCUCUCUCAAUCGCACGAGCAGCUCCAGAAGUUCAUCGAAUCCAAGUGCUCCAGCACAGUCCGCGGAGAUCUGGAUGCCUGGAGCCUGUUCGAGGCAGCGUUUAGCAACAAUGCUAUCGCCGACUCAACCGCCAAACAAUUGGUAGAUAACAGCGUAUCGGCCUUGUCACAAAACAAGCAGCACUCUGUUCAGGCCCUUCGCUCCUUGGAAAUCAUUGCGAAUAAUAAGCCUGGGCUCUUGUCUCAGGACGAGUCAACACACAUGGCGGUCGUGACUGAGCUGCUGGGACUUGCCGAACUAAACGACAGGGCAAUUUCUCCCCGUGCUGCCUCGCUGAGAGCGCUACUGGAACAGCCCGCGGAUGGCGUAUCGCCAGUCGUCACCAUUAUCCAGAGGAAUCUCGAAGAUGCUGGGCCACAGUCACUUGGCGUCGAUACACUGGUUCAACAGGCCAUCCAGGCGUCCCAAGCUGGGUCUAUCGCCGUCGAGGACUUGUUCCCAAGCACGAACAUCUGGAUGCAGCAGCUCUCAAAGUUCUUCCAGGCCAAGCUCAAUCCGUCAUUGUCGAUUACUAGCGGUCUGGCGGGCGCUCAUUUCCUCGUUCAACCUACCGAGUCCGACCAACGCCUUCGUGUGCGCAGGGACCGAGAUGGUCUCUCUAUCCCGGCUAGAAUGGCAUCCUACACCUCCAAGCUCUUGUCAUCGGAUAUUUCGGUCUCCAGUCUGCCUGACAGCUUCCAGGUCGAGCUGCUCUACCUCCUUUGUGUCGCGGUUCAGAUGGUAUCGGACCAGAUUACACUCAUGGACGAGCACAAGCUGUUCCUGAACCUCGAUAUGGGAGACGCGCUUGCCUCUGCUGAGUCGUUCGUCUCUUCCACCCGCCUGACCAUCAAUGCCAUUGUCGACGAAGCCAAGGGAUGGAGGGACGGCUCGGAGGCUGGCUCGACAAAGUUAGUCAACGGUCUCAUCGCCAUCAUGACGCAGGAGACCAAGGAGCUCACCCCGCUUGGAGUCUACAGUUCCAGAGCGCUAAGCGACCUCUUCCAGAACCUCGCCGAGAAGCACGGUUUCCCUGUUGCUGGAGACGAGAAGAUCAACCAGCUGGCCACACUCAAGGCCACGCCACCAACAAUUCUGGCGGCGACGGCUGUGCUCGCCGGCUUCGGCGAGAGCCUGGAAUCAUCAAAAGCCAUUAACAACUUGUGCAACCGUCUUGUUAGCGACAUUGCGGGCGCCAGUGUUGAGCCUGAAAAAGCCGAAAAGACGCUGCUUAUUUUGGUCCUCCUCAACGCAUGCCUGCAAGUGUACGAAGUUGGCGGGGUUCCCGUGGCUAACAACCGUAUCGUCUUUGCCGUUCGCCAAAUCACGUCUUGGAUGGACGAUAUCCCCAACCUCACCCCCGCGCUGUCAGCCGAGAUCUGCCGAUCCCUACAAAGGUUGCUCCCAUGCAUGAAGGACGUAUACGGCUCGUACUGGGACAAGACGAUUGAAUUCUCCACCGCGUUAUGGGCAAGGGCCUCCGACGACCGUCUCGACGACUCGCUGCCGUACAUCCACGCAUCACUGAAGCUCAUGACCGCCUUGGAGACGCUAUCGGAGCCAAACGACGACCUCGUGGACGCCAUCAAGGAGUUUGCCGAGACGAAAUCUCUCUCCCUUAUUGAGCUCCUCAAGCUCGACCGCGAAAAGAACACACAACCCCUUGAGAUCGUCGACGCCAUCAUCUGCAGACAAGUCAACAAGAUCCCACUGAAGCACGUCACCGACCUCUCGGAUCUUUACGGCCUCAUCGCUGCGGACUCCCGCUCGAUUCAGACGGCGGCCUUCAACCUCCUCCACUACGCCCUCCCCGCGCGCCAGGAGGAACUCUCCGUCAACGUCCUCCUCGACAAGAUCGACGCUCGCCUGCCCGACGAGCUCCUCUCCCUCCUCCUCGACGCACCCACGCUGGAUCGCUACCCGGACGAGAUCCUCGCGCAGUUCCCCCUCGCCAUCCGCUCCUACCUGCUCUCAUGGCACCUCAUCUUCGACGCCUUCAGCACCGCCUCCCUCAAGGUCCGCCAGGACUACACGGAGCACCUCAAGACGGAGAACUACAUCGCCCCGCUCAUGGACUUCACGUUCGACGUGCUGGGCCACUCGGCCGCGCACCCGCUCAACCUCGAGCGCGAGGGCCUGACGACGCAGCACCUCACCUCCUACAGCGUCUCCCUCGCCGAUGCCGAGCCCGACGAGCGGAACCUCCACUGGCUGCUCGUGCACCUCUACUACCUCACUCUCAAAUACACCCCCGGUCUCUUCAAGACAUGGUACCUCGACUGCCGCUCCAAGCAGACGCGCAUCGCCGUCGAGGGCUGGAUGACGCGCUACUUCUCCCCCAUCAUCGUCUCGGACGCGCUCGACGAGGUGGCCGCCUGGGCCGCCGCGCAGGACCCGCCCGCCGACGACGACGAAAAGGAGCUCGUCGUCAAGGUCAGCAAGGCAUCUAGAGAAAUCACGGCGGGCGUCGAGAUCGACGAGAGCAUGGCCUCCAUCGCCGUCAAGGUCCCCGCGAGCUACCCCAUCGAAGGCGUCUCCGUCGUCGGCAUUAACCGUGUCGCGGUCAACGAGCGCAAGUGGCAGAGCUGGCUUCUCACGACGCAGGGCGUGAUUACCUUCUCCAACGGGAGCAUCAUCGACGGUCUCUCCGCCUUCCGCCGCAACAUUGUCGGCGCGCUGAAGGGCCAGUCCGAGUGCGCCAUCUGCUACUCCAUCAUCUCCACUGACAAGCGCAUGCCCGACAAGCGGUGCUCGACGUGCAAGAACCUCUUCCAUCGCACCUGUUUGUACAAGUGGUUCCAGAGCAGCAACCAGAACACGUGCCCGCUGUGCCGUAACCCCAUUGAUUACCUAGGCCAUGACUCCAGGGCGAAGAGAGGGCAGUCCGAUUAUGUGGUGUAA